This is a messenger RNA of Drosophila santomea, 2358 nucleotides long. RefSeq lists its product as uncharacterized. Gene Ontology annotation, biological process: rRNA processing. The record is from RefSeq and is a predicted model, not a curated record. Lineage: Eukaryota; Metazoa; Arthropoda; Insecta; Diptera; Drosophilidae. Bases 91 to 2172 code for a protein of 693 amino acids. The transcript has 8 exons. Gene Ontology annotation, cellular component: nucleus.
UCUGAUAACAACGUCAACCACAUGUUGACUUCAUCAAAAUAGUUUGUUAGAACUUAGACCAUUAAAGGUGUGAUUCGAUUUGGUAUCAAUAUGGAUCAAAUAAUAACAUCGACUCUCAAAACUCGUAGACAACGUUCUCUUGGAUUGCGUCUUUUAAUAUGUUACCUUAAGAAAAGUAACGUUAAAUUAGAAGAAAAUGUAAAUACGUGGACGUCUUUAUUGAUUCAAUCAUGCAAAUUGCCUGAGUUACGUUUAUAUGGAGAUUUAAUAUUUUCAGCUAUGGCACUCCUAAUUGACAGAUUGCAGAGCGACGGUAAUAUGUCAAAAGCAUUCGCAUCUGCUCAUUUAUAUAAAGUUAUUGAAUGCUUAUCUCACAACGAAAUAUAUAAAAACGAACGUCAAACUUUUGCUGCCUUACACACUAUAAAAAAAUGUCUUAAAUAUUACCCAAAAGGAACAAAAGCUAAAUCAUCAACAAUUAAAAAUAUAUUAGCAUUAUUAAUAGACAACCGAAACGAUGAUGUUGUUUAUCAAUCUGGUGAAUGUUGGCUUUUAUUACACAAGCUUCACGGUAUUUCCGAGAAGGAACAUAUUGGUAAUAUAAUUGAAUGGAAGGAUUUUCAAUUAUCUCUGCUUAGUAAUAUCCAAUAUAUUAUUAAUAGUACAAUAGUCAUGAAUAGUCAGGAAUGUGUUGAAAGCCUAUCAAAACCAAAUAAUUUUUGGGCUUUUACCUUUGAAGCUGUAAAAGAUCCUUUUGAAAGGGCUACACAAGCUUUUCGACGGAUUUUUAAUCUUAUUGAAUAUCUAAAAAUUGCAUUAAGAAAACAAUUUUUCAAAAAGUAUAUUUGCAUACAUCAAAUCUUGGUUUUAAUACAAAAUGGACUGAAAGCGCAUGUAAAAAAACAACAUAAUUUACGAAUUGAUCAUGCAUAUAUCGAGACAUUUUUGCCGCAAAUGCAUAUGAAAUUUUUGGAGCUUUUGGAAAUUGUCAUUGAAACAUGUUAUACACACCUCAGGAUGGACUAUCGGCUUGUUCUAAAUAUUUUAUUGGAUGGCCUAGAAAAAAAAAGGAAAUCAAUGUUUCUAGAAGCAAAUUCAAAGGAAGUUUUGAAUAUGCGUGUAGUUGUGUAUAGAGUUAUAUCCUUAUGGUGCUCUACUCUACAAGAAGGAAGCCAUUGCGAAAUUAUUGAGGAUACUCUUAUCAAAGAAUUGUUGGGUGAUAUGUUAUCUCGAGUCCCAACUUCAAUAAAAAAUGAAAGCGGACCACACUUGAAACAAUCACCUGAAACUCUAUUUUCGAUGCUGAAAUUUUCAUUAUGCAAUGAAGACUAUGACGAGCUUCGUCAGCAAGCACACUCUUGCCUACAAAAGUUCUUGUUAUCGUCUGGUCAUUUGAUAAAGCAACAACUUUUAAAGGAGGUGCACAACACCUUAUUGGGAAUUUCUGUUCAAAUGCAUUCUCAUCCUACCAAAGAACCAAAGAAUAAAGAAUUAAACGGGCGCCUGGAAGUUUACAUGUCUUUCACAAUUUUAUUAAAAUUGCGAAACUAUAGAUGUCCUACGCCUUCUGAAAUUAUAAUGACUCUUUUACACGAAUCCCGAUUAUUCAAUGAUAGCAUUCAACUUAAGCAAAGUCAUAGUUUAAACUUCUUGGAACUGAUGCUUCAUCCUCAAAAGGCGGAUAUUCAUUUUAAAAGUGUUGACAAUUUACGGAGUAUACCUUUAAGGCACACAAACUUUUCAACAAAUCAAACGAAGAAUGGAAACGAUUUGUUACAAACGGUCAAUAGUGCCAAAGACCCUUUGAUGACGACCUUUACAACAAUUGAAAAUAAUGAAGAUAACCAAAAAGAUAAAAGUUCUUUGAGUAAAGAGAAACCUUUUGAAGUAGUUUCUAAAAAUUACUUAAAAGAAUUAAUUGCUGAGGAAAAAACAAAAAAUAUAAAAGAAAUAUCAGAUGACCCUUUGAUCUCAUCAAAAUGCAACAGCUUGGAGAAUUUAGAAGAACAAACUCAUGGAAUUAUGAAUGGCACUAAUCUCAACUCUGAUUUAAUUUCAUCCUGCUUCAGUGCUAAAAAUACUGUAAAAAUAAUUCCUUCGAACUUGAAAAAAUUAGAUGAUGCUGAAAUGAUAGCCGACCUGGAAGCAAUAUUCGUUAGUGAACUUUUAUGAAAAAAAAGAUUACUUUUGUAUGCUUUAUUUUUUUUUGGCCGUCUGCGUAUAUUUUCCCGCGGAAUAAUACUUUAAAAUAUGAUUAUACUUAUUAUUUUUUCUGAUUCCGUAAGCCUAUUUCUCAGCAAAAUGGAUAUUUUUUGUCGGUAUAUUUUUACCUUGAGCGUAAAUAAAAUUUCAACUUUA